Paracoccidioides brasiliensis Pb18 is the source of this 4353-nucleotide messenger RNA. RefSeq lists its product as uncharacterized. The record is from RefSeq and is a predicted model, not a curated record. Gene Ontology annotation, molecular function: phosphoric diester hydrolase activity; polygalacturonase activity. Gene Ontology annotation, biological process: lipid metabolic process. The transcript has 17 exons. Bases 1 to 4353 code for a protein of 1450 amino acids.
AUGGCGACCCGCUCUCAUGGGCUCUUGCAAGCAUUGCUUAUCUGGACACUGUUGUCCCUUCAAAUUUUGGCUUCAGUCAUGUCCCCAGUCUUGAUUAAUCCUCUGCGAAAUGCGCAUGAAAACAAGAUGCAUGAUCUUGUGCCAAGGAACCAACUUGGGACGAAUGUUGUACUUCCCCCUAGUGUUGCGAAAGCUACCCAGCUCGACAUCGACGAGGCUAGGCGCAUUGUGGAUGAUGCCAUCAAGGAGGCUUCUGCUCUUAACAAGGCCCGACUGGAGCAUCCUUUGAGGAAUCACUAUCAGCUCAAGCCUGGAACUGGGACUUCACGUCGCGGUGAACCCAAUGGAGAUGCCCCACCACCGCCACUUUUCCAGAUCAGUAAGGAGAUUGCAGCAGCUGCAGCUCUCAUCGCUGAGGUUGAGGCUGUUGCUGAAACCAGGGAUUCGUCCAAGUCUAAAGCAGAUUACUCCUAUAUUGAUGUCAUGUACAACCGUACAGUAGUGAGGAGAGCAGAUGCCUUCUGGAUGGAAGAUAUAGAAAGGAAAGGAGCCUGGCCAUUUGGGAAUGAUCGUUCUUUCAAGGUUUUCCGUAACGUGAAAGAUUACGGUGCGGUUGGAAAUGGGGUAAAUGAUGAUACAGAGGCCAUUAAGAGAGCAAUCGCCGACACUGGUACAUGUGGUGAGAAGUGCAAUGGCGCUACCACCAAGAAUAGCAUUGUCUAUUUCCCCUCCGGAACCUACCUCGUCAGUUCCACCAUCGAGACCCAUUUUGGAAGCCAAGUAAUCGGAAAUGCAAACGACCGCCCUGUUAUCAAAGCUGCCAGUUCUUUUAUUGGUCUUGGUGUGCUCUCAACAAAUCAUUAUGUUGAGAAUGGGGGAAAUGGCACAGACGGCAAUGCGAAAGAGUGGUACGUCAACACGGCCAACUUUUAUCGCCAGAUCCGAAAUUUCAGAAUCGAUAUUACUGCCACUAACCAGGGAGCAUACAUUGCUGCACUUCAUUAUCAGGUCGCUCAAGCCACAAGUCUUUCCAAUAUUGAUUUUAUAGUUUCAUCAAACCCGGGAACCACUCAGCAGGCCAUAUUCUCUGAGAAUGGCAGUGGCGGAAUUUUAAGUGAUCUGACGUUCACUGGCGGGAAUUUCGGAAUCUAUGGCGGGAAUCAGCAAUUUACGGCCCAAAGGCUUCAGUUUACAAAUUGCAAGACAGCAGUUCAGCUAAUUUGGGACUGGGGAUGGAUCUGGAAAAACAUCCAAAUCACAGGAUCCACUACGGGCUUUAAGCUUAUGUCUGAGGAUAAUGUUCCUCGCUCUGGGUCGAUUAUGGUUUUAGAUUCGAUCUUUAGAAAUACGGACACUGCCCUCCUCACGUUUCCUGCAAAACAGGAAAGGGCCAAGGGCACCACAGGAAUAACAUUGGACAAUGUUGCCUUUGACAAAGUGAGAAAUGCUGUCGCAGACAACCAGGGCAAGGUGUAUCUUGCUGGAAGCGUUGGAAGCAUUAAUACAUGGGCUCUUGGUCCGGUGUAUUUUGAUUCUUCCCAGAGAGAUUUUACCCUGGGAAUGAGCUUUGAUACUUCAAGAGAGUCGACCUUACUUGCAGAUAGACUUUCGGCUCUUCCUAAGGCACCCUUCUUUGAGAGACCCAGACCUCAGUAUGAGGGAGUUCCUGUCUCAGAUUUUGUUCACAUGAAGGAUUAUGCGAAAGGAGACGGUGUUACCGAUGACACAGAAGCAUUCCAGAGGGUAUUGCGUGAACACUCUACAGACCGAAUUAUAUUUGUCGACGCAGGUUCAUAUAUCUUGACUGAUACAAUCAUCAUCCCAGUUGGAGCAAGAAUUGUUGGAGAAGGGUGGUCCCAAUUAGUUGCCUCUGGCCCCAACUUCCAAGAUGAAAGAGCGCCGCGUUCUCUGGUCCUGGUCGGACAGCCUGGCGAUACUGGUGAAGUGGAGAUUCAGGACUUGCUCUUCACCACAAAGGGGCCGACUGCGGGAGCUGUUUUAGUAGAAUGGAAUAUCAAAGCUUCAAGUCCGGGAUCUGCCGGCAUGUGGGAUUCCCAUGUGCGUAUUGGUGGAGCUAGUGGAACCAAACUUACAUCAACAGAGUGCCCUGCCAUUAGGAACGGCGUGAAUAGUGAUGACUGCAAAUCUGGCAGCCUAAUGAUGCACAUUACAGAGUCGUCGUCCGCAUACAUGGAAAAUGUGUGGCUUUGGGUUGCAGAUCAUGAUAUUGAUGACCCACAUCUGCAAGACGAUAACAAUACCAUGGUUCAAACUUCCGUCUACUCAGCCAGAGGUUUACUAGUUGAGAGUGCCGAAGCUACCUGGCUGUAUGGCACAUCGUCCGAGCAUGCCAUUUACUACCAGUACAAUUUUUACAAGGCGAAGAACGUUUUUGCAGGCAUGAUACAGACUGAGUCUCCAUACUAUCAGCCAACCCCCAAGCCGCCAGCACCGUUUGAAGGUGCUAUUGGCGUCUUGCCUGGUGAUCCAGAUUUUGGCGGUUGCCGUGAUGGUACACCGGGAUGCGAUGCUUCGUGGGGACUCCGAAUUAUUAACUCGUCUCAGACUUAUAUUGCGGGAGCUGGAUUGUAUUCGUGGUUCACCACUUAUACACAGGAGUGUGUUGAUAAGCGCAAUUGCCAAAACGCUUUGAUAGAGUUGAAAGGAAAUGGCCCUCGUGUUCGAAUUCACAAUUUAAUAACUAUUGGAGCUACCAAUAUGCUCACAUCCGACGGAUCCGAAGUCCCCUCGCAGGAUAAUCUGGCUGUCGACUACCACCCAUAUUGGAGCCAAGUCACCGUUAUUGAUCCUUUCCAAAACAGAGGUGCCCGAGGUCUUACGACACCGACAAGUCCUGACAAAAGUGGACGUCAAUGUCCGAACAUUCCUCCGGAAGUCAACGUCCCUGGAGGAAAAUAUCCCCCCGAUAUCCCCGUCAUGGGCCGGCCAGGUAAAUCUGACCAUGGAUAUUUUACGUUGGUCAAUGGAUCUCCAUACAACUGGAUGCUCACAUAUAACCAUUCGUAUCAAUUGGAUCAGUGGAAGUGGCACAAUGUUCCUGCAGGAGAAUCCAUUCAAGGUGAGUGGAAAUUUGCGCGUGCUUCCAAUAGAUAUGAUGACAAAGGUGAGGCAUAUUACAAAAUUGAUGGAACCGACAAAUCUUUUCAAAUUUGGGCCAGAUUUUAUGAGGAUGACCCGGAAAAUGCGUUCCAUCUUCGAGUUUUAUACGAUGGCUUAGAGACCAAAGAUGUCAAAAGGGGUACUUCUCUUGACUAUCGUACCCGUGGGGGUUAUGGGGGCAUGAGGGCGAUUAACUGGGUGUUGACUGGUAGUGAGGAGGAAGGGUAUUGGUCGAGCCAUAGCCCACCCGUUGCGUGGAUGUCAUCGAUACUAAAUAUUAUUGGGGAUCGAAAGGUAAAGCAUGUCUGCAUGCCUGGAAGCCAUGAUGCUGGAAUGUCGAAGUUAGAUGGUCACACUCAAUUUGCCGAUGAAGGGAAUACCCUAACUCAGUAUCUGAGUGUGUAUGACCAGCUGAGAAGAGGAUCUAGGUAUUUCGAUGUUCGUCCUGCCAUUGGUAACGGAGGAAAAUACCUCACAGGCCAUUACAGUUAUGUAGACGUGCUUGGAAUUGGAUGGCAAGGUGGUAAUGGGGAGUCGAUUCAGGAAAUUGUUGACGGAAUAAAUAGAUUCACUGCUGAGAAUCCAGAACUAAUCAUCAUUAACCUCGACCUAACCCUUGACACGGAUAAUGGUUAUAAACCCUUCAAUGAUGAACAGUGGAGUAAAACCUUCGACUUAUUCGAGGGCGUUAAGUACCUUCAAGGUAAUCUUGAAGGGGAUUUGACCGAGAGGACCAUGAAUGAUUACAUUGGCGCUGGCGGAGCUGCCGUCAUUGUCAUUGCAUCAGGAGGACCUACUCGCCCAGAAAAGGGGAUUUACUCAAACCGCCAAUUCCCACGGUAUGACAGUUAUUCCAACAGCGACGAUCCCGCAGCCAUGGCCGAUGAUCAACUUGCCAAGCUCAAAGGAAACCGCAACAUCGUGUCAGACACCACUGAACGAAAGGACACUUUCCACAUUUUUUCCUGGACCCUGACGCUUUCACGCGUGUUCGAAAGAACUAUUGCUGACCAAUCUAUCGAGUUGGGGUAUGACCCUCUGUUCUGGCGCGGGUAUCACGCUUUCACUCCCUUUUCGUAUCCGAAUGUGGUUUAUAUGGAUUUCAUCGGGAGUGCGGACCAGUCUGAGACAACGCUUGAGAAGACGCAUGGGGAGGUGACGGCGCUGGCGAUGGCGGUUAAUAUGGAGCUUGCGAGUCGGAAUUGUUAUGUCGGUGGUGGCACAAUGGUUUAA